Messenger RNA from Dioscorea cayenensis subsp. rotundata (Guinea yam), 2378 nucleotides. RefSeq names its product subtilisin-like protease 4. Gene Ontology annotation, biological process: proteolysis. The record is from RefSeq and is a predicted model, not a curated record. Bases 1 to 2250 code for a protein of 749 amino acids. The transcript has 2 exons. Gene Ontology annotation, molecular function: serine-type endopeptidase activity. NCBI's taxonomy places the organism in Eukaryota, Viridiplantae, Streptophyta, Magnoliopsida, Dioscoreales, Dioscoreaceae.
AUGGAAGACAAGAAAUGUGCUACCUUUUUUGCAAUGCUUAUUAUCCUCUUUGCUUCCAAUUCUUAUCUUAGAUUGAUCCAAUGCCAACUUAUGCCUAUUGUUAGUGACAAUCAAGUUAAGACAUUCAUAGUUUUUGUAGAAGAGCCUGUCGGAGGAGCCAAUCUAGUGAAUGAUGAAGAGCUAACAAAUUUUCAUAGAUCAUUUUUGCCAAACAAUAGUCUAGACUCUGGUGAAGAACGUAUGAUCUAUUCAUAUCGCCAUGCCAUUAGUGGAUUUGCGGCAUUGUUGACAGCCGAUGAAGCUUUAGCCAUGGAAACAAAACCAGGUUUCUUGUUUGCUCGCCUGCCCGAAGAGGUUAGAGCGGAAACAACCUACACUCCUGAGUUUAUGGGCUUGAGCAUAGGAGGAGGGUUAUGGUGGAGCUCUCAAUAUGGAGAGGGGAUUAUUAUUGGAGUGAUCGACAACGGCAUCACUCCUACACAUCCUUCUUUUCAAAGUUUUAAUGCAGUUCCGGCUCCGCCGGUUAAUUGGUUCGGCAAUUGUUCGUUUGGACCGAAUGUAUGCAACAACAAACUCAUUGGCGCAAUGGCAUUCCAAAACGGUAAAAAUCCGUCACCUCUUGAUGACACUGGCCAUGGGACACAUUGUGCUAGCAUAGCCGCUGGAAGCCCUGUUUAUGAUGCUGGAGUCCUUGGCCAAGCUAGAGGAACAGCAGGAGGGAUUGCGCCGAGAGCUCAUAUCUCUGCUUACAAAGUAUUGUAUAGAAACCUUGGAUCAGACGAUGAUAUGCUAGCAGGCAUAGACCAAGCCAUUCGAGAUGGUGUCAAUGUGCUCUCAAUGUCUCUUGUUUCUGGACCAAAACACUUUUUAGAUAGUGGCAUUGCGGUGUCCUCUUUCUAUGCUAUUACCCAAGGAAUAGUUCCUUGUGCUGCUGCUGGGAAUUCCGGCCCCACUGCAAGUGUUAUUUCAAAUGAUGCUCCAUGGAUUUUAACUGUAGGAGCAAGCAACACGGAUAGAAGGAUAAAGGUAACCGUGAUGCUGGGUAAUGGAAUGGAAAUCGAUGGUGAAUCUGCUUAUCAACCAGACACACAUAAUGCUACUGAUUUAGAACUCGUGCUUCCUGGUUCUGAUCCUGACUGUUUAUCAGUAGACGCGGCUGAUGUCAAAGGAAAGAUAGUUUUAUGCGAGGUUAGUCCCUUUUCUUUAUUGAUAGGAAGGAUAGUAAAAGAUGCCGAAGGAGAGGGAAUGAUAAUUAUGAAUGACGUAAAACACGGAUUCACAACAUCCUCGGAUCCUCAUGUUCUUCCUGCUGCUCAUGUUAGCCAUGUUGAUGCUCAAAAGCUAAAGGCAUAUGUGCAAACUACUAGAAACCCGACAGCAUCGAUUGUCUUCAAAGGUACACAAUUUGGAGCCUCUCCUACUCCUUCCGUAGCUUAUUUCUCUGGAAGAGGCCCUAGUCAAUAUAAUGGAGGCAUUAUAAAGCCAGACAUCAUCGCACCAGGAGUGAAUAUUCUUGCGGCUUGGCCGGUAGAAGUCGGGCCUAAUCCAACAGGUAACACAACCUCAACCUUUAAUUUCAUGAGCGGUACAUCUAUGGCCACUCCUCAUGUCUCCGGCAUUGUUGCUGAUCUAAAAAAGAAUCACCCUGAUUGGUCACCUGCGAUGAUCAAGUCGGCAAUCAUGACAACUGCGCUCACUGAGGAUCUAGAUGGGAAUCCGAUAGCCGAUGAUGCUUUCUCACACCAACCGGCUAGUUACUUUGCCAUGGGAGCCGGACAUGUCAAUCCAGAAAGAGCUAAUGACCCGGGACUUGUUUAUGACACCCAACCAUUGGAUUACAUCCCGUAUCUUUGUGGGAUGUACUCUACACCCACUGUCAAAUCCAUUGUCCGACAACAAGGGAUUGAUUGCUCCAUAAUUCAAUCGAUAACAGCUGCCGAGUUGAACUAUCCUUCAAUCGGUUUGAGGAUGCCAAUAGCGAAAGGCUCAGCAAUUGUCAUUACAAGAACAGUCACAAAUGUCGGUCCGGCUGAGCUGUACGAUCUACAAAUCAAGAAAAUGCCUGAUGGAGUUGAUAUUAGAUCAGACAAAAAAAAUCUGUCAUUUUCAGCUCUGAAUGAGACGCAGAGUUUUCGGCUUCAGUUUACGAGCAAUGGUACUGCACAGAGUGGGCAAGUCUCAGAAGGGUAUCUAAUUUUGAAUUCUACAACUCAUGUUGUCAGGAGUCCAAUUUCAAUUACAUACUACUGAUCAGUAGUAUGCACUUCCUUUUGAGAUUUCUUGCAUAUGAGCUACUACAUUGUGAUUUUUAAAUAAGAGUGGAUGCAACUAAAAACUUAUAUAUUGUUUUUUUUUUUUGUGAUUUUUAAUAAAUGAAA